Volvox carteri f. nagariensis is the source of this 1098-nucleotide messenger RNA. RefSeq lists its product as uncharacterized. Bases 1 to 1098 code for a protein of 365 amino acids. NCBI's taxonomy places the organism in Eukaryota, Viridiplantae, Chlorophyta, Chlorophyceae, Chlamydomonadales, Volvocaceae. The record is from RefSeq and is a predicted model, not a curated record. The transcript is spliced from 2 exons.
AUGGAUGAACUGCUUAGCGACUAUGGGUCUGCACGAAGGACGCUUGUGGGCAACUUCAUCAAACGCAGCAGGAUAGCGGUGGCUUACAUGUGCUUUGAAAGGGCAGAAGUUAUUCGCAGAUCCUUACCAGCUGUUAUGAGAAGUGAUGGCGUGGAGAAUUUCGACAUUUUCAUUUCUCAAGAUGGAGGAGCCGGUUACGCUAUUGAUAAGGACGUGCACUUUCCAGAGUCAGCCAGGAUUGCUUACAUCCGACAUAGGGCGAACCUUUGCACCGGUCUCCACCACCACUUCGUGAAAGCGUUUGCUUUUGACAUCAUGGGUUAUGAUGGACUUAUUGUCGUAGAGGAGGACAACGUCGUGCAUCCACAGGCGCUGCAGUUGCUCGCUCGGAUGAUUGACCUCUCAGUCGAUCAGCCUGACGUUGGCAUCGCCAGUCUGCUUGACAUGGACAACUCAGCAUUCCUCGACGCAGCAAAGUUCGCAGUGGGGAUAAACCCAGUAAAUGGAUCCAUGGGGCAUCUUUGGGUUUACGGCUUCCACAAGUCGCGAUACACUGCCGUACGUCAGGACCUGUACGACUACUUCAAUACGAUUAAGGGCCAGGACUACCGCUUGAAGCACGAGCCGCCGCUCUCUGACAAAAUUAAAGCCCUGAUGGCGUCCAAAGGCUUUCCAGCGGAUGGUGAGCUCUCACAAGACCGGUAUUUCAUCUACUCCCUGGCUAAGCGCGGUUUCAAGCGCCGCUACCAAACCUUGUUCCGAUUUUUCGAGCCAAUCGGCUAUUUGGGUCUCCAUCACCGGCAUACAGAGGCGCAGUUCUUCGCCGUUUUCGGACGGGGCAUGUUCAAUGGACGCAUCCGCCCUGAGGAUGCCUUUGAUGUGACCACAGAGCCUGUAAAUCUCGAACUCAUCAAGGCCGGUGUGCGGGAACGAAUCAACCGCGUAUGGCGGCGCUACUUUCCGGCUGAUGUGCACGAGCCGCUUGUGGUCAACACAUUUAAUUCUCUCAUGGAGGGCCGCUUGAAUGGCGUGGAGGCGAUGACGGACAUCCGUAAUGCGGGGAUUAAAGCCACAGCGGGCUCGAGAUUAGGGCAAUAG